Messenger RNA from Gasterosteus aculeatus aculeatus (three-spined stickleback), 1534 nucleotides. The record is from RefSeq and is a predicted model, not a curated record. Lineage: Eukaryota; Metazoa; Chordata; Actinopteri; Perciformes; Gasterosteidae.
AUUAAAAUCUUUUUUGAUUUUAUAUAUUACAGAAGUUAACUAAAUGUUUGCAUCCACUUCUUAAAACAGUCAGACCUGUUGUGCAUCUGUUACUCCCUGUGCUCUUUAGUUUUAUCAGUUUCACUGUAUGCUCUUCAACAGGUCUGUGCAAAUGGCCCUUGUGUUGCUCCUGCUGUUUUCAGGAUUAUCUUAUUUCACACUCGCAUCAAAUCGUCUAAGAUAUUUCAAUGAUACUGGAGUACAACAUGGGUUUUGGAAUGAGUCCUGUAAUGGGGCUUCACAUGUGACUGUGUAUGAUGAAGAGGACUUCGAGUUUGUGAAAAGCUUUUUGGCUUUCAGAGACUCAUCUCAUGUUGCCACUUGGCUUGGUCUGCAUAAGACAAAAAAAAAUAUCAGUUGGUCAAAUGAUACUCCUUUCAACUCCACCAUGUUUACUGAGAACGGAACACAGUCGCAGAUAUGCGUAGCCAUCAACGGAACGACCUGGAACCAUUUCAAUUGUGCAGAGCGGAAACCUUUCAUGUGCCACAUUGGUUCCAACUACAAGCUGAUAACACGCAAUAAGAACUGGUGCCAGGCUCUGCAGUACUGCCGAACUCACAACGGUGAUUUAGUCAGCAUAGGAAAUGACACCGAAAAUAAGAGAGCGAUUGAAAAGGGGGAAGGAAAGAGCUUUUGGAUUGGACUUCUGAACGAUGAUUGGGAGUGGGAGGACGGAAGCUGCUCCACGUUCAGAGAAUGGAAUACAUCUAGAGUAUCACCAGGUUCCACGUUUGCAUACACAACGUUUAGCAACAUUUCGAAGGAAAUUAUUAAAGUGACGGAUGAUGGUCAUGCAGACUCCUUUUGCACCAAAGGUACCACGAGAAUCAAAGUCAUUCCUUACAAUUUAACGUGGGAAGAGGCCUUUAACUACUGCAAGGAAAGCCACACAGGUCUGCUGCAGAUUAUCGAUGAGAACGAUCAGAAGGCUGUGGAGCAAUGGCUAAAUUACACUUCCGUCAGUGGCCCCUUCUGGAUUGGCCUCAGGCAGAGUCGCGUUUUCGGGUUCUGGAUUUGGAGCGACAGAAUGGUGAACUUCAGCAAGUGGAAGAACGGCAUUCAACCCGAGCUUCCGUUGUCCAACCUUUGUGGCGCAAUCAAUAGCAACUACAUGUGGACUGACGAAAACUGUUUGGUUCGGCAACCUUUUCUUUGUGAGGAGGAGAUUGUCUUCAUGAAUAAAUUAAAGACGGCGAGAAAACAAUAACUAUUUCCUUUACUACUGUAAUUAUUCACGAGUGUCUCUCAUGAAUUCCGUUUGGUACAACAUAAUCAGGUGUUUCUAUUUUGGUUUGGUACUAAUCAAUACAGUACAGUACAAUACAGAGAGCAUGUUUGCUGUGUGCAUUACCGUUUGCUAGAGACCACUUUCAUGUGAGCUUAGUUUCAAAAUAAAAAAUGUAUGUGUAAGUUCAUUUCUAGAUAGCUUGCUUGUGUGGGGAAAAAAAUACAAUAAAUUUCAAAUUCCAAACAUUGGGAGUCUUACUAUGAA